Messenger RNA from Fomitopsis serialis, 434 nucleotides. Its product is annotated as GPR1/FUN34/yaaH family-domain-containing protein. The annotation marks the transcript as partial. Gene Ontology annotation, molecular function: acetate transmembrane transporter activity. The transcript is spliced from 4 exons. Gene Ontology annotation, cellular component: plasma membrane. The record is from RefSeq and is a predicted model, not a curated record. Lineage: Eukaryota; Fungi; Basidiomycota; Agaricomycetes; Polyporales; Fomitopsidaceae.
UCGGUGCGAAACAUUCACACGACGAACGCGAUCGUGGCGAUGUCCCUCUUCGUGGGCGGCCUCGCGCAGUUCUGCGCGGGGAUGUGGGAGUUUGCCUGUGCCAACACGUUCGGCGCCACUGCCUUUACGAUGUACGGCGCGUUCUGGAUGUCGUACGCGACGGUCUUCAUCCCUGGCUCCGGCAUCACAGCCGCGUAUGCUGAUGCUGCCUCGGACGAGGCGACCGCACUGGGGAUGUACCUCAUGAUGUGGUUCAUCGUCACAUUCCUACUCUUUGUCGCAUCGCUCAGAAGGAGCAUUGCCCAGCUCCAGCCGUCCGUCACCGCUGCAUGCGCCAAGGCAGGCGGCGCGCUUGGCAUUAUCACCGCGUCCAUCGCGUUCUACGUCGGCACUGCACAACUGCUUGCUCGUAACGAGAGCUGGUUCACGCUCCC